AUGGCUCAUGCGUCUCAGGCUGCCAAUCAAGCUCCUGCAAGUUCCACAACUUCUCAUGACAAUACCAAGGCUCCUUGUAAUGCCAAGUGGAGCACCAGUGAUGAUACAGCACUUGUCAACACCCUCAAGACCUAUGCAAGUGGGAAUUCUGCAGAUAAUGGGACUUUCAAGUCUGUAGCAUUCACAGCCACUGCAAAGGCACUCGAGCACAGCCAUGAGGCAAGUGGUGAUGGUAGAAUGGCCAUUGUGACAGCUGCAGCCAAGACAGCAGUAGCAAUUGCUGCUACUUUCUUUUUAUGGUGGUGGGAUAAUGAUCUCAAGGCUUUCAAGGAUUUUCUCUUUUUCUGA
Pisolithus orientalis is the source of this 348-nucleotide messenger RNA. RefSeq lists its product as uncharacterized. Bases 1 to 348 code for a protein of 115 amino acids. NCBI's taxonomy places the organism in Eukaryota, Fungi, Basidiomycota, Agaricomycetes, Boletales, Pisolithaceae. The record is from RefSeq and is a predicted model, not a curated record. The transcript has 2 exons.